AUGAGGCGCUGGUGGGCCAAGCGCUCGGAUCUCAUCUUGCUCCUCUUCGAUCCCGACAAGCCGGGCACCACGGGCGAGACCUUGGAGGUUUUGACCAAGUCCCUGGCAGGAUUGGACCACAAAUUCCUGGUGGUCUUGAACAAGGUGGACCAGUUGGACAACAACGUGGACUUCGCCCGCGCCUUCGGCACCUUAGGAUGGGCCUUGUCGAAGGUCAUUCCACAGAAGGACAUUCCCAUGGUUUGGACCAUGUACAAUGAACGCAACGGCCCAAGAAAUGGUUCGAAGCGCCCGCCCCACGAGAACGAGCUCCCGCUGGAGGCCUUUGCGGCCAACCGCAAUGCCGUGGUGCGUGAAGUUCUACGAGCCAAGGUGAGACAUUGGGACAACAUCGUGACAGCCCUUGAGGAGUGCCUGCGGCAGUGCGACAUGUUGUCGCGGAUGUGCAAUAUGGUGCGAGAGAAUGCGCAGCAGCAAAUCUGCAAAGCCUGGAGAGGUGCAGGGAUCAUGUUGACCCUGCCCUGGCUCCUGGUCGCCUUCUUAUGGCGCGGAGAUCUGCUGAUGGGGGGCUCUGGUUGGCAGACGGAAGAAGGAGGAAAUUCGUUCAUGAUCCAAGCCUUUGUGCUUUGCUGCCUCCUAUGUUUGAUCGUUUUGGGCCUCACGCUGGAACAACUACGACAGUUUGAUCGGAUCCAACUGAGCCGAGCAGGACUGGAGACCAUGUUUGAGACGGUCUAUCACCACAUCUUCAUCCAUACCGGUGGGGAGGACCUGCGAGUACGCUGGGCGACGGUGCGACCCUUGUUGGAGGCGAUGUUGAAGAGCGUGAAGAACCCCACCCAGCUGCCAGUCAUUGAACCCUGGGAACUGACGCGUAUCCACGACGUCCUAGAGCAGGACAUUUGGUACUUGCGACAGUUGGCCAAACGCCUGCGUCCCUUGGAGCCCAAGAUGCCCGGCACGGAUCCACUUCCCACGUCGGCACCGGCGCCGCGCUUCCGCGGUGGCAGUGCCGAGUCGUCGCCGUCGCCCACGGGGCAAGGGCAAGCCAUGCACGGCAGCCUGGCGACCCACGGCAGCCUGGCGGAAGCUGCCAAAGUGCAGCACGAGAAGUCGAAGGACGACAAGGCCUUUGCGAACGCCAAACGACGAGACUAUUUUGGCAUCGCCAAAAGCGCUUCCUUGCGGCUGGUGGCCAUGGGAGCAGUUUUCUUUUCGGCUGGAUUGCCCCGUAUCUCCGCGGUGCUUCUCUUUAAUGACUCCUAUGAGGUGGGACACUUCUGUAGCAAGAUCAAUGCCACCUACUGCCGACGACAUGGCUACAGGAUGCAAUCCUUGGUCUUCAGCGAUAAGGAGAUGAAGGUCCUGUGCGAAGAUCGCCACUUUGCCUGGGGGAAGGUGGCUUUGCUUCGCUGGCUCCUGUCCAAAGUCACUUCCAAACCCAUCAGGAAUGAGCUGUUGGAAAAGAAGAUCAGUGAGCAAGACUGCCAUGAGCUUUUGCAGGCAGAUUGGCUCGUGUGGUUUGAUGCGGAUUUGAUGGUAUUGAACCACACAUGGCCCUUGGCAAACUUUGUCAUGGGCUGUCCCAAGGAUCUGGUCUUGGGUGAAGAUAUGGCAGAUCUGGAUUGGCUGAAUACCGGCCUCAUGUUGUGUCGCAUCGCAAGCCCCUGGAUCCAAAGUCUGUGGGACAAGGUAUGGGAGCAAACUCCAGAGACCUUCCACCAGGGAGAGUUUUGGGAUCAGAGUGCCCUGUGCAGCCGUUUGGCGAAGUGGGGCGAGUUCAGUCCGGAGGUUCUUGGGGGCAAAAAGACCGAGGCUCCUCCAGGAAAAGUGCCUUGGUUCAGUUGGCAGGGUGGCCCUCGUGUGCGCGAGACGCAACACCUCAGGGUGCUGGACGCCGGCGGAACGCAGAGCAACAACCCGCGCUACGCGCGCUUCGCGUUUCACGCCGCAGGGAUGAAGGACAAGCUCCGUUCCUGUCAGCACAUUCUGGAGCUCGGUACCGUCGAGAUGAAUCCAUGGGGAUGGCCUCUCUUAGAACGUCAGCUUUGGGCCUCUGAGCGGCGGGUCAAGUUCGUGGAAGAGUGGACUGGACAACAGCAACCUGCCAUUUUGAAAGCAGAGUCGCAGGGACCUCAGAGGUCACGAGGUCAUUUCAAAGCGCUCAAGCGCAUCAGCGGCCUUCUGCGCUCCGGACAUCUCAAGGGUGAACAGGAGCGGAGGGUGGCUGAGAUCAUACGGGGAGCUGCAGGGGAGCUCACAGAUCUCGUGGAAGAGAAUCUGCCCAAGGGUAGGGCAGACCUUCCUCCCCCUGGACAGGAGGCAACAUCGGGCCUAACCUCCGGGCCGCUUGAAGCUCCCGCCGCCAAGAAGGGCGAGAAGGGAGACAGCGACUACACAGAGGAAUCCAGUGAAGAGGAAGGGGCUGUAGAGGAGGCAGCCGUGGAGCCAGAGGCCACAGCAGUCAAAGCGGAGGCCGGCGAGGAAGAUACUACCCCACGGGAGACAGCAGGGGCGGCUCCUGAGGGCACAGGUGUUCGUGACGGAGGAGGCCACUCAGGGGACGAAUUGGAGGAUCCAGGGGCCUUGGCACUGCGGCCAGCCCCAAAAGCUUCAAGCAGAGAUAACCGGGACCGGGCACCCAACGGUCCUGACUCGGAUCGAGGGUACCGCCGGGCAGAGGGAUCCCCCAGGCGACCGAUCACUCCUGAGAGGCGGGGCGGAGGACCCCGACCGGGAGAUCAAGAGGAGGAAAAAGAUCAAGGAGAGGCGCCGAAAGAAGGCGGCGAGACAAUGCCCCCAAAAGGCAAAGCAAAAGCCAAAGCGUUGGGUCGGGCCAGGCCGCUGGGAGUGAGGCGGAGGCCAGCAGCUCGGGUUGGCGGACAAGCGGGGGUGUUGGACGCCCCCGACCGCGCUCGCCAAGGGAGGCGGAGGCCCGCUGCAAGAGAGGAAGGCCGCACGCUUUGGGAGCAGGGGCUGGAAACGGAGCUCCACCAGGUCCCCAUCGACCUGUUCAAACCUGGGUCGUCGUUGGUCAUUGCGGUGGCCGACUACUUUGGGGGCGCGGCGAAGAUAGCCGGAACAAUCCAGAGGCUGGAGGUGGAGAAGGACUCCAGUUAUCUUCAAGUGCGCCUCAGCGGGACCGACCACGAAGGGGUCCUGCGAGCACACAGUGGGAUGAAGGAUCAGCCCUUCCGGGUGCACAUUUGCCCCCCACAGUGCGGCCGCCAGGAGAGUGGCGACUUUCUAGCCCAUGGUCUGAAAGGCAGGCGCCGCAAGGAAGAAGGAGAGGAAGGCUGGGUCACCAGCCUGGAGCCCCCUGCCAUGGAGGGCGAGGACGAGCUCGCGAUGUUGAGGAGGCGGGAGCAGGAGCUCCUGCGCGAGAGGGGCGAGAGGGCCCGUGCGUCCCCAUCACGUCGAGAACGACGCCAGACACCAAAGGAGCCAGAGGAGGAAGAGAUCCAGAAAAAGAAGAAGAAAAAGAAGAAGAAAAAAGCAAAGGAGGACGCAGAGGAACUGGUGAACGGGAGACACGCGGCCAGGGCAUCGGUGAAGGAGUUGUCACAGGUUUUCGGGGGCACGGCCCUCGACCCGCGGGAGAAGAUCAGGAAGAGAGUGCUCAGGAGGGCACAGAAGUACGCGGCGCGGAAAAAGAGCAGGCGCUCCAGCUCCAGCAGCAGUCACGGGAGCAGUGGCUCCUCGACCAGCACAUCGAGUGGCGAGCCGGCGACCGAGGGGGUUUUCUCGGAGGAGACAAAGGCAAGAGGCCUUUCGGAGCGCUUCCCGGGGGCACUGUCGGUAGAGACGCUCUUGAGUAUGCGCCGGAGCCUGUUGGCGACGUCAGGCGAAGACGGCGACUUGCAGUCGACCAAACCGGUAGCUCUCUUGUACUACCGCAAUGUUCUGGGCCGCAAGGCAACAGGAGCGCAGGCGCGAGAGUUGUUGACACUCUCGAGCGCGGUAGAUGCCCUGCUGAGGGGGCGGGUAGCCCUCGCCACCGACAUCUUAUGCCAGAGGCUCAAAGCCCAGGAGUCGGUCCUUGCCGGAACUCCCUGGCAGGUGGCACAGAAGGUGAAAAUUGCCUCAGCGGAAGCUACCGCCCUGAUUGCUCGGGGCGAGCUGCAGGCAGCGCAGCGGGAGAGCUACCUGGAUUCGAAGACAAAGUGGCAGAAUCUAGCAUCUACCCCCAAGGGUCAGCCCAAGGGAAAGGGCAAAGGCAAGUCGGACAAGGACGGCGGAAAGGACGAAAGGCGAGAGGAGUCCCGGAAGGACAGAGGAGCUAUGAACCAAGCUAUGAGUAUAGAGGUCCAAGACACUGGACCACCUGAUGUAUUCCGGGAGGUUGGGAAUACCUCCUAUGCCGCUGAGGGUGGUGUACGGGCGGACGUCCUGCCUGACCCCUUGGCGAUGAUUUCUCCGAUGGAGCCUUGCCCGGUUCCGUUGAGUGACCCGGUCCUUUUUGAUGACCAGGGCCACGUGUCUUUUGAUUUGGGCCACAGCGGCCUGGCGACAUUGCUGGAUCUGCAAGCAGGUGCCCCCAUCCGCCUUCGCCGGUGUUUGCACCGGGCAUGGCUGGUGGAGAGCUACGCAGAGGCCUUCGCGGAGCAACCGCGGUUGAAGGAGGUCGGGUUCAGCUUUCUCCUCGACUGCUCGGGGAAAUUGUAUAAGUUCUACACAAAGCAUCAUUUGUUUCCUACAGGUAUCUCUGAGGAUAUGUCCAUCAUUGUGAGUCGCUUCCGCCGGCUCUACCGCCUGGCUGACACCAGCAAGCGCAAGAAGAUCUCUGACCUCAAGAAGAGCUUGGCUGGCAUCGUGGACUUCAAGCCUAGCGAUUCGCACCCUGAUGAUGACGAGGAGGAGGAUGACUUCAGCCCUGCUAGCCUGGAAACCUUGUCGGAGAUUUCUGAGUCAACAGCUUCGAGCACUGGUGCACUUCCGGACUUUGCUGGGCAGACCCAGACGGAUUGCCGAUUGGUGCUGCUGGCACAGCAGCUCAAAGCUGCCAAGGAGCAUGCAGCAGAGAUCAACAAGAUCCAGGACAUCAGCCCGGAGAAGCCCAAGGAUCUGGCAUCUUUGGCGACGGCACUGAAAGCUGCCGUUGCAAGUGCGAAGAAGUCUCCUGAUCAGCAAUCGCAUGCGCUGCCAUCCUAUGUUUUUGCAGGUGUUGCUGAAAUCAGCAAAGCUUGCAGAGCACAUGGCCUGGUGGGAUCUUCACAUGAUAUCACGAUGGCUGUCAAUGAGCUUCUUCGUGCAGUUCCUGGCUCGCUCUGUGUCUUUGCACUUUGCUGCAACAGCUACUGCCGAAUGCACCCAGGAGUCGAUCCACAUCGGGCCGUGGCAUUCUGUUUCCUCUUGGUGACACUUCGAGGCUUUCACGACAAGUUUUUGGAUGUGAGCAUUCCAAGGGCCUAUACUCCUUGUUUUGGGCAGCGAGUGGCAUUGUUGGCCAAAGAACUUCGUGAGGUUUUUGCAGGUGUUGCUGAAAUCAGCAAAGCUUGCAGAGCACAUGGCCUGGUGGGAUCUUCACAUGAUAUCACGAUGGCUGUCAAUGAGCUUCUUCGUGCAGUUCCUGGCUCGCUCUGUGUCUUUGCACUUUGCUGCAACAGCUACUGCCGAAUGCACCCAGGAGUCGAUCCACAUCGGGCCGUGGCAUUCUGUUUCCUCUUGGUGACACUUCGAGGAGAUUUGUUCAGGCUUUCACGACAAGUUUUUGGAUGGGAGCAUUCCAAGGACCUACGGCCAAAAGGCAUAGGCUUUGGAGAGCCCUUACCACCUCCAAAAAUUCAUCAAGAAGUUGAUGCGAGAAAGGACGACUUUGAGCUUUUCCAGCCAUAUGUUCUCCCGAAUGGUGGCCUGUGUGGGAUUGGUGAUAUGUGGACAGAUGCCCAACUGCCCGAAUGCCUCGACUACUUGGCUGGGUGCAAAUACUUGAAGCCGCCUGGGCGCUGGGUUACCAAGGUUGCACAGAAAGCCAAGGAGAAGGAACCUUCUGAGCAGGAAGAGGCAGAGGAGGAAACCCUAGAAUCUGAUGACGAGGUAGAAGAAACCCCUGUUAUCAUGAAACGUCCAGCUGCCAAACCGCAGAACAAGAAGGGCAAGGGAAAGGGAGCCAAGGUUGCUGAGCCUGACACCCCUGCAGUGGAGCUUCCCCGGGCAAAAAAACCACCAAUUGAGGCCCCUGUGAUCUUUGGUUUGGAAAGUAAGCAGGAAGGGUCCGUUGGCCCCGAUACGGCUGAGGGUUCUGUUGCCCGCCCAGUUGAGACCCCUGCAGCGGAAGAAGCUUCCGUUGCCCCCAGCCCGGUUGAGACCCCAGCGGCAGAAGUUUCAGCACUUGAAGCUGUUCAACCUUUGAAGCGCUCGCGCACUGAUGGUCUUGCAACACGCUUCAACAGGGUCUCGGAUUGGUGGCCGCACAGCAUUCCCAGCUGCCUCCUGGAAGUCUUGUUGGGUGCAAGUGUGAGCACUCUUGGGACUACAGUGGCGGCAUCUCCGCUAGAGCUGGAAUUGCAGGCAAAACUUGCUGCUGUUCAGGCUGAAUUGCAUGCUGUCAAGGCGAAGCAGGUCAGCCACCAACAGGAGCUGGGUUUAGUGACUGACAUUGACAGGGAUAAACUUUAUCGACGUAUGGAUGCAGAGCUUUGGGAUCAAUUGCUCCUAGCGCAGGAUGGUACUCCUAUUGCCCCAGAUCGUGAUCCAGAUGAUCCGAUGGCAAAGCCUGGUGCCUGCCUCACUGCUGCCCCAUCCCCUGAUGGAUGCAUCCAUCAGCCGCCCACCGACACCUAUGAGGACACGCAGAUGGUUGAUCCGCCCAAUGAGCCUGGUGACUCCCAGGUUUUAAGCCAUUCGCCCGGGCAUGGUGCAUCCAGCAGUGGCCCAGAACAGAAGCAGCAGAAGGUCCAUUUCUUUCAUGAACCUUUGAAGAAGGAACCGGUUGUGGUGGGUGCAACUUUGACACCGCCCAAGCAACAUGCAGUAGCUUCACCUGCAGCACCUGCAGAGCCGAAGCAAGCAGUGCCCACAGCACCACCGCAGCCCAAGCAACCUGCAGCACCAUGUGCAGUGCCCACAGCACCACCUGAGCCCAAGCAACCUGCAGUUGCACCUGCAGUUGCACCUGAGCAACCUGCAGUCAUGAGUGCACCUCCACCACCUGUGGAGCCCAAGCAAGCUGCACCUGCACCGAUGCCUAAGCAACCUGCACUGGAUGCACCUUCACCAGCUGUGGAGCCCAAGCAACCUGCAGUACCUGCACCAGCUGUGGCAACACCUGCAACUCCUUCGGAACCUACACUGGCAUCUGUGGAGGCAAUGGUGGCAGGUGUGCGAAGUGAAGGCCAUGGUACGCCAGCCAUUCCCGAUGACCUAGCCCAGAUGAUUGCAGCAGCACCCCCAGGCAGUUCCGGGCCAAACCAGCAACAAGGUGGAGUGCCUCACCAGACAGCACUUGAUCCCAGAAUCAACACAUCCACCCACCGGGCAGCGUCUAUGAGGCUCAACCGCUUCAUGGAAUCUGCAGAAGGGCAAAAGUUUCCACACAUGUUGAAGCUCUUCAACUCCAACAAUGAUGACAAACGAAAGCUUUUGCAGACGUGGGUGGCCGAGGGUGAGAACCGACAAUCCUGUGAGUCCAGGGUGAUCCUUACCAAGGAGUCUGCGAACAUCUACCGUGGUCAGCGGGAAUUGGUUUCCAUCCGGGAUAUGAUCUUGGUGAAGAAUUGGCCUAUGGAGAAAAUACGGGGAAUCGUGUCGAGAGGUGGAGGGAUCCCAGAUGCCGAUGCACCCUCAGUACCAGCUCUCACCCAAUACUGGUGCUACGUUUCAAGAACUCAAACGGAGGAGGAAUCUGUGAGACAAACAGCAGAGACACAGAUCGCAGCAGAGACCAGUGCGGAAGGGAUUGGUGGCAUUUUGGGAUCUGCUUUACCCAACUUGGGACAUGCAGCAGGUGUGAGUCAGCAACAGCUGGAUGAGAUCGCCCAGGCAACCGGAUCUGUCGCGCCCCAAGGUACUCCUGCAGCAGCUAAGACCCGUGCGAAGGCCAAGGCGAAGCCGAAGGGAGGUCCGAAAGCCUCGGCUGCCACUGGAGUGACUUCCGUGGAACCGAUGACUGCGAGUGAGCGCAAGUCUGCAAUUGGUGCUAGCAUCAAGAAAGAGCUUGCAACGAUGUCAGUUGCUUUGGAUCUACCGAAGGACCAUGCUCUCCGCACAACAAUUGAACAGUACAAGAAGCGCUUUGAAGACUACUCCGAUGAGCUAUCUGGAAAAUUCAGAACCUUUUUGUUGAAAACCACCAACACCAAUGAGAAUCUCGAGAGUUUGGCGGAUGAAGUUGCCGAAAGUGUCAAUGCUUACAGGAUGGUGAAAGCGCAGGGCAAAGCAGUCCUGGCCGAGCUCAAGAAGCAGUCCAAAUGUGCAUGGAGUGAUCCACGGCGUGAUGCGCAAUUGCAGCAAUUGCACGAAGUGCUGGCCACUGGCAUUGGAUCUGGUGGCUCUUCAAUGACUCAUGCAUGCCGAGUUGGGGAAAUUUUCGGGUCAGAAGUCUUUCAAAGGGUUGGUCAAGCAGAGCGCCGUGUUCACAAAGCUGCCCAGAAACGUGGUUUGAACAUGGAUGUUGACCUGUCCUACUUCGAGCUCCCUCUUUGCACCGACCCGGUACGGGCGAUGAUAGAUCAAGGUUAUCUGUCCCUACUCGUUGGUGAACUGGGUGAGUUGCAGGGGUAUUGGAACCAAUUGUAUGUCUAUGACGAGAACGGGAUCAAUCUCACUCUGCAGGCAGCUGGUGCUGUUAUCCGCGUCCUGGAUCUCCGCUGUUUUGUGGUGAAUUUCAAGGGUGAUUGGAAAUAUCUAUAUCAGCUCUUCUGCAUGGAACGCUAUGCCACCAAAGAAGAGGCCCUUUGGAGUGCCGACUGCUGGCUGAACCUACUGAACAAAUCCGGUAUGUUUCUGACAGAGCUGGAGGAACAGAACCGAUUGGCCCUUGGGAAGUUGAGCACUGUAAGCUAUGCAGCUUUGGCUGCCAAAGCUGUAGAGGUGCAUAAGCGCACUGCAACAGAAAACGUCCUCCGGCGCUUCCUGCUGGGACUCCGGGCCAAUCUUGACCGGGGAUUGAACAUGGUAGCAACAGUAGCUGGGAAGAUUGAUACAGCAGGUAUUGCGUGGCUGGCCAGUAUUGCUAUGGGCUUGAACUCCCUGUGGGGGGAUGAGGUCAUGUAUGAUGGAGAGGUGUCUGCAGUGGCACUUGAGUGCUUGGAGUGGCUGUCUAAGGAUGUCGAACGCAUCUGUCUCCUGGAAGGGAAAGUCGAGCUGUUUGAUUGGGAUCAGUUCUUCAGUACUCGAGGUAUAGACUAUCGCGGAGAUGAAGUCAAGACGGCCAGGGAGUUCACCUGGGGCAAUAUUGCUCCUGCGCUCCCGGCUGAGGUAGGGCGAGUGCCAUUGGAACAAGUGUGCACCCUCGGCGCCCGUCACUAUGUGGAAAACCUCGACUUGUACAUCAAGCCGCGUGAUCGCUGGGAACUGGUGAAGCCCCCGCGGGUCAUGGUACCUGAGGGCGCAUGGGCGGAGGUCUGUAGUGGCCUCCUCACAGCGGGCAUCUGUGUGCUGCUGCCGGUGGAAGAGGUUUUUCACAUUGAGCAGCAGCCGUUGCUCAACGGCCUCUUUGGGGUGACGAAAGACGAGUGGUCCGGCGAAUACGAGGUUUACAGAUUGAUAAUGAACCUCACGCCUUUUAACGGGUUGGCAGAGCCCCUGAAAGGCGACGUCGAGACUCUCCCUAUGUGGAGUCAGAUGUCCCCCUUCUUUUUGCAGCCAGAGGAAAGCCUGCUGGUUAGCAGCGAAGACGUCCGCUGCUUCUUUUAUACCAUGUCAGUUCCACCGGCCUGGUAUAAGUACCUAGCCUUCAACAAGAGGGUCCCUGACCAAUGUCUGCCCGUGGAAUUGCAGGGGCGCUUGGUCUACAUGGCCUCACGAGUACUCCCCAUGGGAUUUGCUAACUCAGUGAGCCUGGCACAGCAUGUGCACCGCAAUCUGACGCUUUGGAGCCAUGAGCAUAUCCCGGAGGCAGCCACUAGUGUGGCAGCCCCUGAAGCGGAAGUGCGGAAAGACAGACCUCUGACAGCGGCAAAUCCUUCUUGGAGGAUAUACUUGGACAAUUUUGACCUCCUUGAAAAAGUGAGGGCGGUGGAACAGGAAACUCAUGAACCCUGA
Molecule: messenger RNA, 10203 nt
Organism: Cladocopium goreaui
Lineage: Eukaryota; Dinophyceae; Suessiales; Symbiodiniaceae
Source: the annotation of a GenBank genome assembly